Haliotis rufescens (red abalone) is the source of this 5883-nucleotide messenger RNA. RefSeq lists its product as uncharacterized. The transcript has 29 exons. The coding region runs from base 1 to 5238 and encodes 1745 amino acids. Gene Ontology annotation, molecular function: carbohydrate binding. The record is from RefSeq and is a predicted model, not a curated record. NCBI's taxonomy places the organism in Eukaryota, Metazoa, Mollusca, Gastropoda, Lepetellida, Haliotidae.
AUGGCUAUCAGCAGCAAUGAGACGUCCACAGACAUCCUCAGUAUAACUGUGAUCCCAAGGGGAAAAAAAGUUGCCUUCCAGGCUCUGAAGUCCGACAUCACAACCGUUCCGUCACCAGUGGAGUUGACAGGUGACCUUGACUGGACGGUGGAGUUGAGAGAGACAUCUUUCGAGGUCGCCGUCAAUGGCCACUUUGUGGCCAGCAUUCCCCACAGCGAGCCCGUGAAUCGGAUGGACACUCUCAUCUUUACAGAUUCGUUCCCGACCAGCCGGAUAGUGUUCCAUCUCAAUGGCGAUCCCCACAACACCCCCGGGAAGUACGCCAUAAGUGGGAACCUUGCUUUCAAGAAGAAAACAUCCUCCUCGUCCAGUAGAGUCGGGCACCCGUCAAGUAGAGUAACUGACGGUAUGACAAUCGUUGACUGGCAGCAAGAUUCAUGCUGGUCGGUGAGUGAAGGGGACAGCAACCCCUGGUGGAUGGUUGACCUUGGCAGCGUCUACUACAUCAACCACCUCGUCCUCACGAGCAGACACUGCGACAGCACUUGUGCAAAUCGCCUUCAUGACUUUGAGAUCGAGGUUUUUAAAGAAGAUCCUUCCGUCAAUACUACGGCGGUAGGAGCUCGGUGUACCAUGUACGUUGGUGCCGUGCCGGAUGGCAGCAUCCAGAAGGUUACGUGUGAUGAGGAGGUUGUUGGUAGAUUUGUUAGGAUAUCUGGGAGGAACCCAGCAGACAACGCCGAUGUUCUGACACUUUGCGAGGUGGAGGUGUAUGGCGGUAUACGCCGAACAGGCUGGUCACCGUUCGAGUGCCCCAACCCCCCUCUGCUGACCGGUGCCGCCGUGACAGUCUCCCACACCAACACGAGGGCUGUUGCGAAGUACACGUGUAGUCACGGCGCCAUGGUGUGUGCCGGACAUGACGUCAUACACUGUUCCAGCCAGGCGGGAUGGGACAGAGAACCCGGAAGCUGCGUACAGACUUCUCUAGAUGCUGGAAAGCCCGGAAGUCUGGAAGAUUUCCCUAUCUGUCCGCUCGCCCUGGGGGGCAGCCUGGAGCUCUGGGUCACGCCCACGGAAGAUGAGGGGUCGCUGAUCCUUCAUGGUGAGUCUGGUGCAACUCUGUCCGGCAGCAUGACCCUACAGAACGCCACUGCUCCCGUCAGCCUCAGCUACAGCGUGUCAGGCUCACCUUCCCCGGCAGUGUACCCGGCAUCAAACCCUUUCACAAAGAACAAAGAAUCACACAUUGUCAUAAGCCAUCUCACCAAGUCUUUAUUGAUUGAAGUAGAUGGAGCCACCCUCUACAAUUACCCCAUUGAUGACUUUAGUUCUGAAAAUGUAAACGUCGUCACUUGGACAGCCGGCCUCAGUGUCAGGAAGGCGACGUUCUCACAGACCAUGAGGAAGGAACUGGAUCGAGAGAGAAUACAGUUCAAUAUGGCGUUGAAUGCAUUUGUGGACGCCAGCAGUACUGACAACGUCCCCACGUCAUACGGCGUUGACGGUGACCCGAACAUGACCUCAACCAAAGACACCGACAACGACUCGUGCUGGCGAGGUCAGAAGACGGAUCAUAAGCAGUGGUACCAGGUCGACCUGGGGAAACAAGUUUACAUCCGGGACAUUGGGAUCAACAUUAAAAAUCAGUGCAUCACAUGCGCAACAAGACUCCAUGACUUCUCCGUGUUGGUGUACACCCUGAACCCAGAGACAGAGAGGGGUGUGGCUGGCACCCUGUGUACACAGUAUGCUGGAGACGUAGCGUCAGAUGCCCCCAUAACGCUCACGUGCAGGGACGAGGUGUGGGGGCGUUAUGUGAGGGUCACGGCUGACCACGCUGGCCAGAUGUCCAUAUGUGAGAUUGAGAUAUACGGAGAUUCGGUUGUCCGAAAAGAGUGGUCUCCCCUUGACUGCGGCCCUGCACCGAUGGCGGGCAAGGCCAGGGUGAGCAUCGCCUCCUCCACGAGGGAGAGCGUGGCCUCCUACUCCUGUCCUGAGGGGAUGUCUCUAUACGAAGGUACCCCCACCCUGGUGUGUGACAGCUCGAAGGGUUGGGUGGGGCAAGUUGGCACCUGCCUUCAGACCACCUUCAGGGCCACGGGAACAGAUUUACUCCAACAGGUCCAGCUGCUGUCACCCCCGAGGAUAGGCGAGGCUGUAGAAGUUGUGUUUACACCCAGGAACCCAUGGUCCCGUGUGUCGCUGAUUGCCAGCUCCAUAGAGCAGGAUGUUGUUCUCAUGGUGAUAGCGUUCACCAAAGACCGAGCCAAGCUCAUCAGCGGAGGAACGUCAGCUGUAGUGGACAUUCCUGGCUUUCCCUUCCAAGAUGGAAAAAGAACUAAAGUGCUUUACACAUUCUUCUCUCAGUAUAUAGAUAUAUCAGUGGAUGGUCUUUCUGUAUAUGCCUACCCCUUCCUGUUCCCCGUGGACCUGAUAGACGGUGUCUUCACGACAGGCGCCACACGGGUGUCCGUCCUUCCCAAAGGCAUCACGGGAACGACCUGGACUCAAUUGACGAGGAAUCUUGCAUGGAACAAGCCCGCAGUCGGCAGCACCGCCAAUGGGGAGUCCGACCCUGGCAACGCAGUUGAUGGUAACAAGGCAAUGCAAUUGACCUCGCAAUCGUGCUGGACUGUCGACAAUGGUGACCUUGACCCCUGGUGGACAGUUGACCUGGGCAGCUUUUACAAAGUGACCCACGUGGAAAUAACCAGCAGGGUCAGCUGCGGAGAGUUGUGUGACAAAAGACUGCAUGACUUUAAGAUCGAAUUAUUCAACAAACAGCCGCUAGCACGUGACAAGGGUGAAUUAUGUUUGCAACACGAUGGCGUGUUUCCUCCUGCGACGACGAAGACACUGACGUGCACGACGACGGCUGUAGGAAGGUACCUGCGAAUCAGUUCACCUGGCCGAACAGAUGGCGGGGAUCUCUUCACGCUGUGUGAAGUCCAGGUGUUCGGAGACGAGUUCAUUAAGGAAGAGUCAAGUCAAUCUGACUGUAAAGAACCUCCCCCUCGUCCUCACGCCAUGGUGAGCGUCAUGAGAACCGGCAGGGGGGUGACUGCGAGCUACAGCUGUGAGGCGGGCUAUGGCCUGUGUGGGGAGAGGCAGCACAGUACCUGUGUUGAUGGAAUCUGGGGGGAGUUCAAUGGCCACUGCUUCCAGAAUGUUUGGCACUACUCGACUCCACACACCAUUAAAGACCACCCACUGACAUGCCCCUUAAGUCUCAACUCGGAAGUGACGCUGAUCGCAACACCUGUCAUCAACACUGACUUCACGACAUCAUUACGUAUUGGCAACACAUCCAUCAUCAAACUGGAGGCUUCGUUCACUGCGUACGGGUACAAAGAGGCCACUGUCCAAGUGCAGGAGAGUGGCAGAGAGACCUACAGAUACAGGCUGCCUAUCUUCCCCUUUGAUAUAGGCAAGGAAUUUACUCUACUCAUGAAAGUACUACCCACGGCCAUUGAGCUACACGUGGACGGACGAAUGGUCCACGAUCCAUCUCUUCCUGGGAUCCCAGUGGAGACAAGAAUGGAUGGUCCACCAGUUCUCAACACAGAGGGACUGGCCACACGACGCCUAACGUACCAUGUAUCAAAUGAGCGCUACCAUAUGAUACACUACACCCACACACAGAACCGCUGGAUCCAUGUCCCGACAAAGGACAGAACAGAUAUCAUGUUCAGCGUCAAGGCGUGUCAUAGUGUUCUGGUGAACUUGAGGGAGGACCGCUUCUUUGAGACACCGGGUGUCACGUUUACCAUUGGGGGCAGACAGAACACCAUGUCCGAGUGUACGUCGUGCUCCAACAACCAAACUACCUGGCACUCCGUCUUGGACUGUGAGACGUAUAAAACUUUCUGGGUGUCUUGGAUGGUUCCUGGCAGUGUAGCCAUAGGUUCGGGGAAGAUUCUUGGCGCCGAGGUGUUCAUGACAAGCUCCGGACACGACUUCAGGAAAGGGUUCCUCCGGCUGGGCACAACUGAUACAGAUGGACGGUGGACGUUCCCGGAAUACGAGAGCGGUGCUGCCCCCGAUCAACCCUGUCCCCGACCAGACCAAUCACCGUCCACCUACAUGACCAGUAACUUCCUCGCCCCCACCCCCUACAGAAUGUCUACCUUCCGCUGCUCGGAGGGUCACGUGUUCUGUGGGCAGAGUUCACAGGCCAGCUGCCAGGAUAGCACAGAUCUGCAGGUCUUCAAGGGAGCCUGUGUCAGCAACGUGUUGCCCAAGGAAGACGCGGUCAAGACGAAGCUGCGACUGCCGUGCCGGAUGGAAAAUGGAGCCUUGAUUUCCGUCUACAUCACUCCAAACACUGAUGCCAGUCGCAUCACCGUGGAUGUAGAUGGAGAAUAUGACACAGGUUUGCUGCUGAAACUGGACUUUAAUGCACGUGAUCUGACAGCAGCUCACUCCGGGGCCCUGGAACAGAGCAUCGGAUCAUUCCCCUUCACCAGAGGCCAGGAGUUCCACUUGGUCAUCGCCUUCGAGCCAGACAGAUACCAGAUCUACUCCGAUGGUCAGUGGGUCGGCGUCCAUGCAUCUCCAGUUACACAUGACAGGCUCAGUGACGUUGAAGUCUCGGGAGACUUCACACUGCGGGAUUUGAGAGCAUACCCAAACAUAAUGUCAUCACCCGACAACUGCGUGGUGGACGUCACCCACGGCACCAUCCAAAGCAGGGACACGUCGAUUGGGUCGGAAGGUCAGGUCAAGUGUAAUGCGAACUAUAAGACCUGCAACACGUCCAGCGUUGUGUGUGGACCGGACGGGAAGUACGGCAACACAGAGGACCAGACUUGCAGACAGUACAAAUGGCAGUUUACAGCCGAAUUAACAAUUGAUACCGACUACCCAGUGCCGUGUACGUUCCGAGAUGGGUACGGAAUUCGACUUAUCGGUAAAGCGUCGAGAAGCUUCCAUGUCAGGGUUCGAGCUGGACCUGAAGAUCAGAUCGCCUUCUAUUCCGACAUGACAGCUUCCACCACGACGCUGUCCACGUCUAUAAAGGAUGAGGUCUUGUUCCAAGAGGUCAUCCCCGGAAGUCCUCUAUCCCUCUACACCCAGUUCGUGCUCAUCAUUGAGGUGCAUCCCGAUGUAUAUAAGGUUAUUUUGAACGGCGAUGUCAUCAACAGCUACAAACUCCUCUCGCCGGCGGACCGGGCAGAACGGGUUACCAUCACGGCAGGGGUGGCUGUCACAGACUUGGAAUUCCUCGACAGAUAGACAACCUGGGGCUGAGUCGGGGACAUAGGAAGGAGCCAUCAUCUAAAACAACAUCAAGCCGAAAAGUCAUUUGUACUCGUAGAGCACUCGACUACACUGCCGAGCAAAAGAAAGUACACCCAUGUUUGAUGGUGGCUGAUAAUAAAACAAACACGAAAUGGUUAUUCGAUGGUGAUGUGUCUGAUACGGGUAUCAUAGGUGAUAUCGGACCUUAAGUUUACAGUGUUUUCACUGUUUUCAGCCUAGUAACGUUUUGAUGACGUUUGUAAUUGUUUUGUCAAAUCCAAUUUCCAAGUGUACACUUUCUUUUGCCCGGGAGUUUAUUUGCCUCAUUUACAUGUUAUUUCAAGCAUAUCAUACUUUGUACUACGCACAUGUAAUAAAAGUGAUGAUGAUGAUGAUGAUGAUGAUGAUGAUGAUGAUGAUGAUGAUGAUGAUAAGUGGAAUCAUGUUGCUUCAGACCACAGAGGACCCGGAUGAUCACAUACUCAACUCUUGGGGAGUAUAUUUCAUGUAGUGCAUUCGGGUAUAUAUCUAUCCUCAGGACAUGACAAAACUAGUUUGUGUCCACGUUAUGCUUUUCAGUCUGGUAUAAAGUGGGCGAUCCAAGCUGUAAUGUUGGAACUCGAAAUCUCAAUAAAAUAA